AUGGACUCUUCCCUCCAAGAUAUCCUAAAACUUGCUUUCAACGAGCUUAUAAAGGAUGACCUAAAUAAGCUAGCUAAGCAGCAGAUAGAGCUUUUAAAUCUCCAAAACGAAGAAAUAGCAAGCCAUCUACAAUCUGAGCUAAGAAAAGUAGGAAAUAAUAAAAGAAAGCAAACCCUAGUAGACUGUCUUACAAGCACAGUCCUUUGGAGAUUGUAUCACUCUUUUAACUAA
This is a messenger RNA of Blepharisma stoltei, 231 nucleotides long. The record is from the annotation of a GenBank genome assembly. NCBI's taxonomy places the organism in Eukaryota, Ciliophora, Heterotrichea, Heterotrichida, Blepharismidae.